UAAAUAAUUGAAAACAAUGAUGGAGAAGCAUGGAGCAGGCGAUAAGCUGUCUAAUAACAAAACAGAAACAGACCCAGUUAAAAAAAUCUUCCAUGAAAUUCCUAGAGGAAAACCAAAAUCAGGUCGUAUGUGGAAAGAAGUUAGAACCCAGAGAUCUUCUGUCAUUAAACAGGUGAAAGCUAUGAAAACGACAUGGGAACAGAAAAUGGAACUCAGGAAUGAAAAAAAAAGGUUAAAGGACAUACAGGAACAAUUGAAGACAGAAAAAGAUAAAGAAAAACAGCUUCGGAGACAGAGAAUGGAGGCAAACAAGAAGCGCAAGUUAGAGAACCAAAGAAAAGCAGAAAUAGUGCAGCCUAUAAAAAACACAGCAAAGAUAAAGAAAAUGAAGAAGAAACAUUUGAGGACAAUUGAAGUCAGGUGAUGGUUAAAUAUCAACAAUGUUUAGGUAAAAGUAAUAAAGUUGUUUUGUUGUAAAUAAAUAAACUGAAAUAAGCAGGA
Messenger RNA from Physella acuta, 501 nucleotides. RefSeq names its product coiled-coil domain-containing protein 86-like. Gene Ontology annotation, cellular component: nucleolus. Lineage: Eukaryota; Metazoa; Mollusca; Gastropoda; Physidae. The record is from RefSeq and is a predicted model, not a curated record.